Messenger RNA from Cydia strobilella, 7172 nucleotides. RefSeq names its product probable beta-hexosaminidase fdl (gene FDL). Gene Ontology annotation, biological process: ganglioside catabolic process; glycosaminoglycan metabolic process; carbohydrate metabolic process. Lineage: Eukaryota; Metazoa; Arthropoda; Insecta; Lepidoptera; Tortricidae. The record is from RefSeq and is a predicted model, not a curated record. The coding region runs from base 607 to 2523 and encodes 638 amino acids. Gene Ontology annotation, cellular component: plasma membrane; lysosome. Gene Ontology annotation, molecular function: beta-N-acetylglucosaminidase activity. The transcript is spliced from 5 exons.
CCUCGACUCGCCCGAACUUUGCUUUGCGCUCCUCUCACUCCUCUGCGCGGUACAACUGCGCGGCAGCAUAAUUUUUUAAAUGUACUGAUAACCGUGUGUUACUAAUUUAAAUUUAAAGUAAAUAAAUUUAUUUGAAAAUAGGACCUUUAUUUUACAUUUAUUUUAUCAGUACGUUUUCCACUUUCCUUCACUUUCUCUGCACUGACGUUUUUUACGCGUGUGAGGUUAACUUUGCUGUCAGUGAUUCGUAUUGUUGUUUUGACAUUUCGUGUUAUCUCACGGUAAUCGUACUGUUUUGAUUUAAUAUCUUAAAUUAAUAUUAAAUUCGUAGGCAUUAAAGGAUUAGUGUGUGUAGUGAUUUUGAGUGGGUUUAGAGAUACGAGGAACAAAGUGAUAUUCUUUAUGUGAUCUGGUUUUGGCCACUGUGAUUUUGAUAAAGCCAGUUCGUUUACUGCCGUGUUUUGUGCUUGUGAUUUUUAAAGGAUUUCUUUUUUUUUGGGAAUUGAAUAAGUCAACAGAUCAGAUAUAAUUAGGAUGAGCUGCGUUAAUUAUAAGUAGAAAUGCUGUUAAGAAAUCGGGGUUGCAUUGUGUAAUGCCGCAGUGAAGAUGUCGUGGGACACGAUGAGCCUGCUGGGGGUGGGGCGGCACUUCGCCGGCGUGGGGCGGCUGCGGCGCGCGCUGCUGCUACUCGCUGCUGCCGCCUGCACCGCCGCUGCCUUGCUCUAUUGGCGGCAGCAAAGUGAUGAGAACACACACAGGCCGCUGCAUGCUAUGUACACAGCCGGCGAACCACAAUGGAGUUGGAUCUGCAGAAACGACCGAUGCGAGCGCUUGCUGGCAUCAGAGACGACCACGCUACAGUCGCUAGUAACAUGCAACAUGCUCUGCGCGUCGACGCAACUGUGGCCACAGCCCACCGGGCCAGUCAGCCUAGCGACGGGCGCUGUUCCUAUCCGUGCUGACUCCUUCUCACUUCAUGUAGUUGCAUCCCCAUCGCCUGACGUCACCGAUCAUCUAAACGACGCUUUCGCGUUAACAAAGGAGGAUAUGAGAAAUCUUGAGCGAAGCGUCAGUAGCUCGCGUCGAGAUGAUGUAGGUACACCGCGGGCAGUACGCAUAAGGGUCUUCGUCAACGGCUCUGGCGACCCACGUCUUCGAUUAGACACUGACGAAAGCUACAAGCUUUCUUUAGGCUUUGAUAGGCAAGAGCUUGUAGCCAAUAUCACAGCGCAGUCUUUCUGCGGCGCACGACAUGGCUUCGAAACGCUUUCGCAACUAGUCUGGGCAGAUCCUUACGCCGGAUCACUUCUUAUAUUGACGGCAGCUGUGAUAGACGACGCACCAAGGUUUAAAUUUAGAGGAUUUUUGUUAGACACUGCUCGAAACUUUUUCCCUGUGAGUGAGCUGCUUCGCACAAUAGAUGCUAUGGGCGCAAAUAAGCUGAACACUUUCCAUUGGCACGCCAGUGAUUCGCAAGCGUUUCCACUCCAACUUCAAAGUGCGCCUCAGCUGGCGGCGCACGGCGCAUACGGUGCAGGAGCGAUAUAUACCACUGAUGAGAUACGAGCAGUAGUUCGGCGGGCGCGCCUACGUGGUAUUAGAGUUUUAUUAGAAGUAGACACCCCAGCGCAUGUGGGACGAGCCUGGAGUUGGGGUACCAGCGCAGGGCUAGGCCAGCUCGCGUACUGUGUUGAAGCCGAACCGUGGAGCGUGUACUGCGGAGAACCGCCGUGCGGUCAGCUUAACCCUAAAAACCCACACGUUUAUGCUUUACUAGAAAAGAUCUAUGCAGAAAUUAUCACAUUGACGGGGGUGGAUGAUAUCUUCCAUCUUGGUGGAGAUGAGGUAUCAGAACGCUGCUGGUCGCAGCACUUUAACGACUCAGACCCAAUGGAAUUAUGGCUUGAGUUCACCCGACGGGCUUACCGAGCGCUGGAGAAAGCCAACGGAGGCAAAGCACCAGAAUUGACCUUGCUUUGGUCUUCUCGGCUAACACGCUCGCCUUAUUUAGAGCGCUUAGACUCGAAACGUAUCGGUGUGCAAGUGUGGGGAGCGUCGCGAUGGCCCGAAUCCCGUGCGGUGUUAGAUGCAGGUUUCCGCUCAGUUAUAUCGCACGUGGACGCAUGGUACUUGGACUGCGGAUUCGGAUCAUGGCGGGAUAGUUCAGACGGGCACUGCGGGCCGUACCGUUCGUGGCAGCAGGUGUACGAGCACCGGCCGUGGACGGAGGAGGGCGGAGGGGGAGGGGUGUCCAGUGCCGGCGAGCAGGUGCUGCCGUGGCGGAUAGAGGGCGGGGCGGCGUGUCAAUGGACUGAGCAACUGGGACCAGGCGGCUUAGACCCGCGAGUGUGGCCGAGAACGUCGGCGCUAGCUGAGCGACUGUGGUCAGACCGCGGCGCGGGGGCAGAAGCAGAUGUAUACCUACGUUUAGACACGCAGCGCUCGCGCAUGGUGGCUCGGGGGGUGAACGCGGCGCCGCUGUGGCCCCGCUGGUGUACCCAGAACCCUCACGCGUGCCUCUAGCUAGUGCCGACGUGCGACUAUUACGAUAUCUUAGUCAAUGCCUCGACUAUUCCGAUGUUAUAUCUACCCGACGAUGCCACGAACAGUUUGACUACAAUUUUAACGCCGUUGAUGGCUUAUGAAAUGAUGUAAACUGACUUUAGCAUAGUUCAGUGAGGCCGCUUCUUGUACAUAAUAAACAUAGGAUAAGUAGAUAACCUUAGCAAUAUAGUUACAUAAUCAAAUAGGUAGGUAAAUAAUCGUUGAAAAUUAGAUCUUUGUAUUUAAUUGGUGUUAAAUAAAAGUUGAUACGUUAAUGUCGCUUAACAAAUGUUACAUAUUUUACAUUUAUCUAAAUUUGCCUCGGCAUGGAAUCUUAUACAAACCAGAGGCAAAGUUAUGUUAAAUGAAAAAACAUUCUAAUGAAAUACACCGUGGCAAUUUAAUGUCUAUGUUAUAUUUGUACCUACGACUAGGUUACAUGUUGUAAGCUAAUUCCUAUGUUCCAGCAAAGCUAUAGGUUUUCCUAUUAAUUAAGUCUAUAACCAACUUGGAAAAGCAACUCCCAAAUCUUAAUUGUAUUGGCCAAAAUCCCCGUCUAGAGUACUUAUACUUUAAAAAGGCAAUUAACAAGGGAGCCAUGCAUUUUCUUAAUUUUAAUCCCGAGGUAGUAAUCGAUAAUUUCCUUGUGUCCUUUACGUCAUCCAUACCUAGCUAAAAGUUUGUUUUGUGUUUCAACUGCCUAAGUUGGUUGCUCUUAAUAUUGACUAGAGGUAAACUUAGAGAUGCCGUAGCUUCGGAUUUUGCCUACAACGUAUGAUCAGUGAAAUUGCAUCCAUAGGUGCAACAGCGUCUGCCCUAGAUACAACUGUCCACACUUUUCAGACGUAAUUACACGUAUAGGCGAAAUUGUCCCAGCUGAUUAUAUUUAAAAACAAUCUUGUUAAGCUAUCAAUAAUAAGCUAUAAGCCAAGAUGUGUAUUCAAAUUGCCAACACGUACCUACUCAUUAGAUGGUGUAAGAAUUUGUUGUCAAUUACGUCACACGGGUGGAACGGUCGACGUCUAAUGUGUUCACGUUUUUGGACCUUAAGUACUCAUUACUCGUAGUAUCACAUACGAGUAAGACUUCACAUAAUUAUGAUCCAAAAUGAUACAUUUAUAACAAGGACAACUGAUUUUGACGAUUACUUUAGCUUAGUCGACCUUACCCAGCAAGCUCCAGAGUUCGAAAUAGAAGCACGGAUGUUUUCAAAGUAUUUUCUGUGUAUUAGUAAUACAAAUAAUAGUUUUUAUAACUAUAAAGAAACAAUACUAAACAAUGAAAUUGUCGCAAUCGCAACCUGUACCAAGCGACCAAAACGUUGUAAGCUCCGUGAAAUUUAUGGCGCUUACGCGUUUAAGUCGCGAGGUUCACGCUCCGCUUCCUAUUAUUUGAUUUUGUUGCCGGCCGUCAACAACUAAUGGCGCAUAGUUCAAUGUUUGGAUCAUAGUUAAGUGAUAAUGGACUGUUGGCGGAUAUGUUGCGGUGACAAGAGAAUAGCCAAUAUUGCAUAUUUGUGUGUUCUCAUAAUAACAUAAAUUAUCAGUAGGUCUCUUUAUGUUAAUAAUUUAUACCAUGUACAAACUAGAUUAGCUAUUUAUAAACUGAAGCGUUUAAUGGGAUGUUACCUGAAGUAAAUAAUUUUGUUAUUAAUAAUUUAAAACUAUAUUAUAUAUAUAGGGUGGAAUUAAGUUAUUUUGGGGAUUUUCUGAAAAAUUGAUAUUGUAUUCAUCAAGUGGAUUAAAUAAGUUAUUUGGAUGAAAUCUCAUUUAUCGAAAAUUCGCAAUUUUGAAAUCUCAUUUAUCGAAAAUAUAUUUCUUCUGCGGUAUUUUGUGUUAUCACGUUUGGAAAUACCUAUUAUAUUUAUUGAAUUAUACAUAUUAUUAUUAUAUUAUUAUUUUAUUAUUAUUAUAUUUAUUGUUUCUCGAUAUACAUAUACGCGGAUGACGUGGCUAGAUCGAUUCUUGUAUCAAAUGUAUUGUUGCCAAGUUUUUAUUGUUGGCAUUUUCCCCGUCGAGAACUCACUAAGGGAGGUAUCGUAAAAUGUGCUUAUUUUGCUCCCCACUGAGGGCUAACGCGUAUGAAUUCGCCGCUAAUAGGGGCGCUAGUGUAGAUGGUGAUCUUUUCCAUAGUUCGAAAUGUCACUUGUCACUUCAAUGACUGACAGCUGUUCUUUAGUCUUUUGGACCAUCAUCAACAGAGGCGCCAACUGGUGAGCAAAAAAACGAUAGCCCUCAUUGUGCUCCAAUGUUUUUUAACUUUUAUUCAUUAAAAUUAUAUAGUAACCUCAUUUAUUAUCUACUUUAAAUCGGCAUAAAAUAUAUGAACACCAAAAUAUAACAAUAAAAAAAAAAUUAUAAAUUGCGAAUUUUGGUGCAAAUUUUCAAGCAAAGUAGGAACAUUUUACGAUAGAGCUUCUUUGUCUCAUAGAUUUAAGUAAAAAAUGUACUGAAUCUCCUUAAUUAAUUCUUGGUAGCGAAAGUCUCAAACGAUAACUUUAACAAAAUGACAAAUAUGGUAGCAAAUAUCACACUUUUUAGCUUUACGCUGCGUCUUGCGUAAGCGAACAACUCGCGAACGCGAAGCGAAGCGGCGCGGCGGGCCCUCGGCGUUCGCUUCGCGUUCGCAACGAGAUCAACCACGUAGGACUCUCCUUUAGGUAUCAAAGGAUUGAUUCACCCCGCGCCGCAUCGCUUCGCUUCGCGUUUGCGUGUUGUUCACCUACGUAGUACGCUGCGUUACUAUUGGCACCUAUUAAUUAAGAGAAUAUGACCACAGAUGUGUGGCCAUUUGCCAUUUAGUUGAUAAAAGCAAAAUAAAACUGUGACAGAGACCAAAAGUUGAGAAAUCAGUAGGAAAACAUUAGUAAUAUACUGAUUUAUACAGAAAUUAAUUGGUUUAAAACACAGUUACCCGAUGAGGGAGCCACUGGACGGAAUAUGGCCUCUUAACACUAUUGUAUGUACACAAAAACUUAAUUAUAUAAAACUUUUAUGUUAUUGGAUUAUUUGAAAAUGUCUAGAGCCGAACCAAGUUAACUCUGCACAGAGUUUGCAAUGACAAUGUCAUAUUUCUAUGAAAAUAUAGUUGGUCAAACCAAAGGUCAAAUUGUCAAUAAAUAAGAACAAAAAAAAACUAUACUCAUCCUUUUCUUUUGGGUACUAGUACUAAUGUAAGACAAAGAUAGUAUGAUUCUCUCUGAAAAUUGAUUGAAAUUGAUGAUUUGAUUCUGAUUGAAAUGAGAUAGUCCUUUGACAAACUAUAUAUUAUGUCCGUCUAAGCUAAGCUAAGCUAACUUCGCAGUUUCGCACCUACGUGACCAAAUGAUUGAGCGUCAUUAGGAAUAGGAACGUCAUAUUUUCAUAGAAAUUUGACAUUCAUGAGGACAUUUCCACACUUUGUCAUUGCAAAUGCCAUGCAGAGUUAGCUUGGUCAGACUCUAGCUUGGCUUGACUAUAAUAAAAAGUUAUUGUAGAAAAUAUUUUUUAUAUCAUAUCAUAAUAAUUUGCUGCUAAAAAUAAUAAGCUUUCAUUAUUAUUUGUACGUGUACAUAACGUUUACUAAUUAGGUAUAUUGUUUUGUUAUUUAUUACGGUAUAAUUGAUGUAGUUAAGUGAAAUAGAACAUGUUAAUUUACUUGUGGCCCAUCGUUUACGUUAGGUGUAUGGUAGCUAGUUAAUAGAAAACACGCGUCCCUUUCUAAGUGCAUUCUGUAAUAAGAGAGAAAGGGAGGAUUGUACCUAUAAAACGUGAAAAUGUGUGGUUUUGAAAUUACCAUAAUAUAUAGAGUUGUUAUACUUAUAAUUUAUAAUAAAGUGUCAAACUUUCUACUAGAUCGCAGCCCAUAACGACAUGCUACAUUAAACACAAGAAUCACUAGAUGGCGUUUAAUACCUAAAGAUUUUUUAUUUGUAUUUAGCGUUCUACAUGUGAUGUAGGUAUGUCGUUUUGUUCUGGUUUCAUUGUGUUACCGAAGAAAACCGAGAGAUAUAAUUAAAAUAAAUACGAUAACAGAUAUAUCCUAUAAUAUAGAUCCAUUGAUUUGUAUGAAUUGGCUGGGCACAUAGAAAGCCGUACAGAUUUUGUUUGACUUCAGCACUUCAUACCUACUCACAUUUCACAAGUAAUACUUUCUGUGACGUAAGGUCAAUGCGGCCAAACUUUUUCAAACAAUAUUACACUUUAUCAACUACAUCGAUAAGGAGCGAUUGUUUUUAGUUUCAAAUUAAAAGCAUUUGGUGCUCUGUAGUUGACGAUUGAAAAAAUAUAAAAAUCCGUUCGUGUACGGAAUUUCCCGCUGACAUAGGUAUUUAGCCGCAUUGACCUUAUUUUUCCAUAAAAUCACGCUCCGUUCAUUGUCAUUUGUUACUUAUUGCUUCUUUUCAUAUACUGAGGGUUUUUUUACUAUACUAUAUAUACCUAUCAUCUUUGACUUUUAAUGAUUAUUAGUACGAUGAAAAAUAUAAAUAAUAACUGUAUAUAUACUCACUAGGAAAUCACGCUUAACAUACAAAUGGCCACGUUUAUACUGUAUAGAAAUAAUGAAUGAAUUACAAUGAAAUGAAAUCGUAUCACAAUAAGCUAAGAAUAGGAUUAAGUAGGUAAAUAAAUGUAGACAACCAACCAAUU